CUCCUCCAACCUUUGCUGCGCGUCAUCCCGUCAGGCCGGAUCUCCGUCUCCAAUCCUCUUUUCGAACUUAUUCAAUCGAGACGCGUAGCAAUGGAUGACUCUACAGCAUUUGACUCUCCGGGAGCCGCGGCAUCGCCGGCGGCCAACCCUGCCCUCUCGCAGCCACCGUCGCAAUCCAAUGUCAAAAGCCAAGAUUCUCAAGACGUGCAUAUGUCUGAAGAAUCCUCAAGCGCAGAGCCGAUCACUCAGGGCGGCGAAAGCCCUGCAGCUGGCGCGGCGGUGGACGCAAGCGAUGUGCCGAGCGACUCGGCUGCGCCCAACACUGCCGGCCGUCUCGAUGAAGAGAUGGGCGAUGUGUCUGAGGAGAAGCCAGGACUUCCUGCUGGCUCAAACGAUGCCGCCACAGCCUCAAACGGCGGGGUAGAAACCAAAUCGAAGGAGGCCUUUGAAUCGGCCGCCAGGGAUCAUCUCAUCUCUCAGACGCAUGCGAUCGUGCUGCCGAGCUACAGUACCUGGUUCGACAUGAACAGCAUCCACGACAUCGAGCGCAAAGCGAUGGCGGAAUUCUUCAACAACCGCAAUCGAAGCAAGACUCCGGCUGUCUACAAAGACUAUCGCGAUUUCAUGAUCAACACGUAUCGACUGAACCCGGUUGAAUAUCUGACGAUGACAGCCUGCCGUCGCAAUCUUGCCGGCGACGUUUGCGCCAUCAUGCGCGUUCAUGCGUUCCUCGAACAAUGGGGCCUAAUCAACUACCAGGUUGAUGCCGAUCAGCGACCGUCGCAUGUUGGUCCGCCGUUCACAGGGCACUUCAAGAUUAUAUGUGACACACCGCGGGGACUUCAGCCCUGGCAGCCUGCUGCAGACCCUGUGGUUUUGGAAGGCAAGAAGAAUCGCGACACCGAUGAAAAGGCUAAUGCUUCAGUCCCCAGCAAGGGUGAUCUGAACUUGGGGAUCGGUCGCAACAUCUAUGAGGCCAGUGCUAAAGGGACGCCCAUCACAAAGUCAGAAAGCCAACGGAAUGGCGAUGACGCUUCCAUCGAAGAAGCCGCCAAGGUCCCAGUGGCCAAGGUCAACUGUCACCAGUGCGGUAACGAUUGCACUAGGAUAUACUACCACAGCUCCCAGUCGGAUGCCAGGGGUAAAGCGAAGUUCGAUCUCUGCCCCAACUGCUUCACCGAGGGCCGGUUGCCUGCGAACCACAGUUCCAGCAUGUACUCCAAAGUGGAAAACCCGACGUACACAUCCGUCCUCGACCGAGAUGCACCGUGGACCGACGCCGAAAUCCUACGCCUUCUCGAAGGCCUCGAGCGGUUCGAUGACGACUGGGGAGAGAUUGCGGAUCACGUCGGUACUCGAACGAGGGAAGAAUGUGUGCUGCAGUUCCUCCAGUUGGACAUUGAAGAGAAGUACCUUGAUUCGGAGGCGCCUGUGAACAAUCCUACGGGCUUAUCCAUGCUGGGCAGUCAGCACGGCCACCUGCCUUUCAGCCAGGUAGACAACCCUGUCAUGUCCGUCGUGGGCUUCCUGGCAAGCCUGGCAGACCCAGCCAGCACUGCUGCCGCGGCAAACAAGUCAGCAGAUGAGCUCAAGCGCAACCUGCGAAAGCAGCUUGACGGUGCGGACAAGGCAAGCAACACCGCGGCGGGGGAGAAGAAGGACAACGAGGUCGACAAGGCAGAAUCCAUGGAUGUGGAUUUCCGACAGACAGUCACGACCACGACUACUACGACAACAUCGACCACCAAGACAUCGCUUGCGUCCAUUCCCUUGGCAUCUAUCGGUGCUCGCGGAGCCGUGUUCGCAUCACAUGAAGAGCGAGAGAUGACGAGACUGGUUGCAGCGGCCUCCAACGUAAUGCUCCAAAAGCUCCAAAUGAAGCUCAAGUACUUUGAUGAGAUGGAAGAACUGCUGCGAGAGGAGCGAAGAGAACUGGAACGUGGCAGGCAGCAGCUAUUCUUGGACAGACUGGCCUUCAAGAGACAGGUUCAGGCCAUUCAAGACACGUUGAAUGCGGCGGCUGAAGUAGGCGGAGUUCAGGGUGCGCGAAUGGCCCAGGACAUCAAUAUGGACGGCGAGAAGCUGGGGUUCCAACCCGUUCUGGAGGGUCAGUCGAUGUUGCCACCGAGCAGCAGCAGUCAGGUCAAGACAUUUGAAGCAUAGAGGUCUCUUAUUCUGGGAGGCCUUGGAGUUGGAGAGCUUGGAAAGGAAGCAAAAUAGGCACUUGCUGACUUGAUAAUGUAUGGUCUGGGGAGUUUGGGAUAUUAUGCUGCGAAAGAGGAUCAUUAACCUCGUUAACUUUUUCCCUGGACGGGUGUAUCAGUA
Trichoderma citrinoviride is the source of this 2325-nucleotide messenger RNA. Its product is annotated as chromatin remodelling factor-like protein. The transcript is spliced from 4 exons. Lineage: Eukaryota; Fungi; Ascomycota; Sordariomycetes; Hypocreales; Hypocreaceae. Gene Ontology annotation, biological process: positive regulation of DNA-templated transcription. Bases 91 to 2163 code for a protein of 690 amino acids. The record is from RefSeq and is a predicted model, not a curated record. Gene Ontology annotation, molecular function: DNA binding; histone binding. Gene Ontology annotation, cellular component: SWI/SNF complex.